AUGGUUCUGCUCACCCGCCGGUCUUUAACCUCGGCUGCCAUUGCAGCUACUCUUUUUGGUGCUUCGGCAGUAAAUGCGGGGAACUGCUCGGCAGCCGGCAUCGCCCAACCCUCGAUUCCUGGUGGGCAGCUGUUACACUUGACUGCUAUUCCAGUCACCGGCUACCAGGAUGGCAAAACUACGUUGAGCUUCUGCAAUGUGACUGUCACAUACACCCAUCCCGGAAAGAAUGACGCUAUCCACACUACUAUCUGGCUUCCCCUCUCAAGCUGGAACGGUCGGCUUCAGGGCUCUGGCGGUGGCGGCUAUGCAAUGCGUCACGACGACUCGGUUCUAGCAGAAGCGGUCGGCCUCAACUAUGCAGUUGUAGCCACGGAUGGUGGCCAUGGCCUCGUAUCACAGAACUCAGCCGCCUGGUCACUUGAUGCAUCUGACCAUGUCAAUAUGGCUCUUCUCGACGACUUCGCUUACGUUGCAUUAAAUGACGCAGCCGUCAUAGGCAAACAAAUCAGCCACAGCUUCUAUGGCUAUGGGCCAAACCGCUCGUACUGGAACGGUUGCUCUACCGGCGGACGACAAGGGCUCAUGCUUGCGCAGCGGUAUCCCACGGCAUACAAUGGGAUUAUGGCUGCCGCCCCUGCCAUUAAUUGGCCCACUUUCCUUGUAGCGGAAUACUGGCCGCAGUUUGUCAUGAAUCAGCUUCAGACACACCCGCCGACGUGCGUGACCGACGCCAUCACUGCCGCCGCCGUCAGCGCCUGCGACUCCCUCGACGGUGUCACUGACGGUGUGAUCUCUGCUCCCGACCGCUGCAACUUUGACCCUCUCACCUUGGUCAACCAGACCGUCGCAUGCAAUCAUAGCAGCGUCAAAGUUACUAAGCCCGCGGCCCUAGCUGUCAAGCUGAUUUGGGCAGGAAUGCGCUCUUCCAACGGCACUUUCCAGUGGUAUGGUCUCGAGCGAGGCGCUCCUCUCUCCAUGGGUAGCGGCAGCCUCGCCGCCACUACCUGCAGCCCCCCGACCAACUGCACGGGAUCUCCGUUUGCCAUCUCUUCCGACUGGAUCCGCCGCUAUGUCCUCCAGGAUCCUGCCUUUGACCUCUCCACCCUCGACCACACGGACCUGGAUGCCAUCCUCUCCCGCUCCAUUGCAGAAUACAAUGCAAUCAUCGGGACCAACGACCCGGAUCUCUCCGCCUUCAAGUCUGCUGGUGGGAAAAUGAUCACGUGGCAUGGCCUCGCCGACCCGCUGAUCUUUCCCAAGGGAACCGAGCACUAUUACCGUCAGGUGCAGGAGCGUGACCCUGAGGUGCGGGACUUCUAUCGCUUCUUCCCUGCCCCGGGCGUGCAUCACUGCUCCGGGGGAGAGGGUCCCGUGCCGGUGGACCCAUUGUCUCAGGUGGUCGAGUGGGUGGAAGGUGGCGUAGCUCCGGAGACCCUAUCUGCGCAGGCGGCGGAUGGGCGGACAAGGUCGCUGUGUCCUUGGCCGCUUGUUUCGAUGUACCAGGGUGGGGAUGUUAUGGGCGCGAGAUCGUAUACUUGCGAGCAACCGCAGAGGAACUGGUUCUGA
Molecule: messenger RNA, 1569 nt
Organism: Aspergillus japonicus CBS 114.51
Lineage: Eukaryota; Fungi; Ascomycota; Eurotiomycetes; Eurotiales; Aspergillaceae
Product: feruloyl esterase B precursor
Exons: 1
Coding region: 1-1569 (522 amino acids)
Source: RefSeq, a predicted model, not a curated record